This is a messenger RNA of Caenorhabditis elegans, 1725 nucleotides long. It is a transcript of the gene W09G3.1, whose product is annotated as DUF1636 domain-containing protein. The transcript is spliced from 5 exons. Gene Ontology annotation, cellular component: cytoplasm. Lineage: Eukaryota; Metazoa; Nematoda; Chromadorea; Rhabditida; Rhabditidae. Bases 14 to 397 code for a protein of 127 amino acids. The record is from RefSeq and is marked reviewed.
AAAACCGAUGUAAAUGCACAAAACCGCAAAAUAUCUGUAUAUUAUCGGUGGAUGUGCCCUGGCGGCCGAACGGGAACCAAUUCGACAAAUCGAGAGAAUCCACGUGGAAAAAGCCGGCGAUUCCGUGAACGUGAUCUCUGAAAAUUGUGGGCAAUUAACGAUUGCAAGACGAUCUCCCGCGUGCUUUUUGGCUGGAAACCAACGAAUUUUGGUCGCCGGAGGAUGUUCGGCUCCGAAUGAGCAUACGGAUUCAAUGGAAAUGCUCGAGAUUUCGGAAAUUGGAGAGAUUCGAUCGAUUUUUUUGGAUGAAAAGUUGGAGAUUGGCGCGAGUUGUUCAGGAUUCGAUUGGGAUACUCAUUCGGCUGGCACCGUGUCGUUGUUGAUUCUCGCGAAAUAGCUUGGGACCAUGGUUGAGUGACCGCAUCGGAUUCUGGCUAGCUCCACUCUUGUUCCUCGCUGCAAGGAGCUUUCCUCACGUGGAAACUUGUCGAGAAAUGUCGCGAAGUUACGUCACAAACUGUAUUGAAAUACAUGUUAUAGAAGAUACUUGAAUAAGGCAAAAAGUGUAUUGAAAUACACUUUUUAAUUUCACGACACUACUUGAAUAACCCCAUUAGUUAUUUUUUGUUGUUGUUAAAAUCAAGAGCAGGCAAUUUUAGUUAAAACCAAAACUCACUCAUCUACGAAAUUCAGCUUGUCCAUAAUUUUCAUAGUAAUAUCGAUUGGUAUGUCAGAAAGCUCCUUGCUGGGACGUUUGCUGAAAAAAAAAUUUUUUGGGAAUUAUUUCAGCUAGAAUUGAAAAACCCACUAGCUUGUCGAAUCGAAAUUUCCGUUAUAAAAUCGAUUAUACCAAAAUGCGAACUCGCGGAAUUCGACGACAUCACCGGCAUGUUCACACAGAUUUUUGUACGAUUCGAGACACGGCUUUCCUUUGCGAAACUCUUUUAAAAUCAGAUCAGAUGUCCAUUUUUCGUGGUAGUAACUGAAAUUAUAAUUUAAAUUAUUGACUUUAAAAUAAACGGAGUCGUCUCAGUAAAGCGCGAUUGCAUUUCUCAUAAACGUUCUUGUGGGAAAUGUAAAUUUAAUUCGUUUUGCCACUUUUCCACGUGAAAAUAGCGAUUUUUCAGUCCGAAAAGCCAAUUUUUGGAGGAUUUGAAGCCCAUUCAUGUCUUGAUGAUGUUCAAGUGCUAAAUAACAGCGGAACUAUGUGGAAAUGCAGAAAACUCGCGAAAAAAUCGCCAAAAAUUAAGAAUUCCACGAUUUUAGAGGUUAAAAAUGGCGAAUUUCUGAUGUUUGGCGGGUGGGAAGACGAACAGAGGACGAGCAAGGCGAUUCGGAGGUCACACAUGUAUUCAAAUCGAUUCCAGUGUUUUUCUAAUCGGCGGAUUUGACGGAUGUUUUGUGCUCGAUUCCAUCAUAAAAUAUGACUUAAAAACCGGAAAAUCCGAAGUUCUCGACACGAAACUACGUGGAAAACGUGAAAACCACGUGGCAUGUGUGCUCGGCGACACGUGGCUCGUCGUGGCUGGCGGAUGGAACUCCCGACAAGCACUUGAUGAUGUGGAAGUUUUUGAAAUUCGGAAAAUCGGUGGAAAAAUCGAGCUGGCACCGUGCCAAGUCGCUGGAAAAUUGAAUUUUGCGAGAAAUCGACCGAGUGCGGUGGUUAUUUAAGGGUUUUUAAAAUGUUUGUUAUCAUAUUAUAAUUUUACUGAUAAACUGUAUUUU